Botrytis cinerea B05.10 is the source of this 947-nucleotide messenger RNA. RefSeq lists its product as hypothetical. The coding region runs from base 56 to 889 and encodes 277 amino acids. The transcript has a single exon. Lineage: Eukaryota; Fungi; Ascomycota; Leotiomycetes; Helotiales; Sclerotiniaceae. The record is from RefSeq and is a predicted model, not a curated record.
GGAGGUGUGUUAUAAGCCGGCAUCAUCAAUAUAUUACACAGGACUGACUGUAGAAAUGCCAGUUGCAACAUCGGGAAAUUCAUUACUUUGGACUCCAAAUAAUUCACUUCAAGCUGGAGUUUAUAAGAUAUAUUGGGUCCCUUUAGACAAUACUCAGCCUGAAGUAGACAGCCCAACAUUUACGCUCGGCCAGAUGCCUGUUAGCUCUUCUACCAAUACAAGCAGCGCAAGUAAUAAUCAGGCUAGUUCGAUCGGCAUAAAUUCAACCACCUCACCCACUGGAACAUCUACCCCUACUGCAGCAAAUGGGGAAGCAGCCUCAGCUUCGAGUUCUUCAAUGAGCGCUCAGCCCGCAUCCAAUUCAUCUAAUUCCCUGACAAACACCAUUAAAAUCAGCAUCUCCGUCAGCAUAAUCCUCGGAGUAACCCUCAUUAUGGUCAUUGCCUUUAUACUCAUCCGGCGUCGCCGCUAUCUCGCAACCACGCCUCGAACAAAGAGACAACUCACCACGAAGGAAAUCGCAGACGAUAACGAUUCAUGGGAUGGAGAACGUCAAUUUCAACCCGAACUACCUACUGAGUCAGAGGCUGCGACGAGAUCGUAUGUUGAUCUGGUGAAGAAGAAACAUGUCAGUGUUAAUGCGGAGCCAGUGGAAAUGGAUGCGUAUUUUGGUGGAAGGGAUGUGAAAAGUGGAAAUGGGAUAGAUGAGCGGAAAGAAAGACGCAAGACGAGAGAAAUGGAUGCAGGGCUGGGAUUGGGAUUGGGAGAUGUAGAAGAGCUGGUCGAACCUCGAGAGUUGGAUGUUGGGAACUCGGGGACGAUCUAUGGGGAAGGAAAAAUUGGCCAUCGGUUUAAUGUAAGAGAUAAUGUUAAUAUUAUUGGAAUAUAAACUAAGUCCAUUGAUCAAGUAUGGAUGCGAGGUUUAUGCAAAUGAUGGUGGAAUUCUA